CAGAGAGCGCCGUUAACACCGUCUCCCUCGGCCUCGCGCCCUUCUACUCCAAAAUUUCGCCUCUCCGGCCGCCUCGCUUCCAUGGAGAAACCUCGGAAGCCCCGCGGCUUCCCCGUCGGCUACCGCCCCCGCCGGAAGAAGUUCGCGCGGCUCCCUCCACCCGCAGCGGCCUCCCCCGCCUCUCCGCCGCCCGGGAUCCUACCGCCGCCACCGCCAGCAGCGGCCACCCCCGCCCCUCCUCCGCGCGGGCCUCUCCCGCCGUCACCAACGGCCGCGACCACGGGCCCUCCGUCCAGCCGCCUCCCUCCAUCAUCCUCUGCAGCGCCGACCGCGCCCCCUUCCUCUGGCCUCCUACCUCCACCGCCCCCAUCGAGUGUCCUGCUGCCACCCACUGUAGCACCCACUGUGCCUCUUGGUCGCGUCCUGCUGCCACCGCCCCUCGACCAGUUGACCAGUGCCACCCCCCUACCUCUUGACCUUCCACCACUGCCACCGCCCACGGUUCACCAUCGGAUGGAGAAGCUAACAGAAGCAUUUACACAAACGAAAGAAGCAAUUGAAGCUGAACUCAGUGAUGAGGAUGAUGAGAAAGGCUCAGUGGUGCUAUGGGGCCUGAUGAGAGCAGACUCUCUAAACACAACAUUGGGCUGCUAUACCAUAGACAUGAUUCUCGUUGGUGAUGCCAGUUGCACUUACCCGUUCUUUUCUUGUGUUUAGAAGUGAUUGAUGCUGUGGAGGGCUGUAAAAUCGUGCUUGCAUUUUCCCACUGGUGAUAUUAGUUGGUUGUGGUAAAAAUAACAAUGAACGUAGUAGUAGAAACACCAACAUGCCAACACGCAGGUGGAGUUUAGAACAAGUUUCAAGGAAGAAAUACAUUUGAUAUGGCAAA
This is a messenger RNA of Triticum aestivum (bread wheat), 889 nucleotides long. Its product is annotated as protein TRACHEARY ELEMENT DIFFERENTIATION-RELATED 7A. NCBI's taxonomy places the organism in Eukaryota, Viridiplantae, Streptophyta, Magnoliopsida, Poales, Poaceae. The record is from RefSeq and is a predicted model, not a curated record. The coding region runs from base 82 to 717 and encodes 211 amino acids. The transcript is spliced from 4 exons.